Messenger RNA from Myotis daubentonii (Daubenton's bat), 1494 nucleotides. It is a transcript of the gene GALNTL6, whose product is annotated as polypeptide N-acetylgalactosaminyltransferase like 6. The transcript is spliced from 9 exons. Gene Ontology annotation, molecular function: polypeptide N-acetylgalactosaminyltransferase activity. The coding region runs from base 1 to 1494 and encodes 497 amino acids. The record is from RefSeq and is a predicted model, not a curated record. Lineage: Eukaryota; Metazoa; Chordata; Mammalia; Chiroptera; Vespertilionidae. Gene Ontology annotation, biological process: protein O-linked glycosylation. Gene Ontology annotation, cellular component: Golgi apparatus.
AUGUGCAAGCUCUGGCUGGAAAAUUGUAAGCACAAGCUGUACCUGGAAAUACUGCCAAACACCAGCAUCAUUAUCCCAUUUCAUAAUGAAGGUUGGACUUCACUCCUGCGUACCAUACACAGUAUAAUUAACCGAACCCCGGAGAGUCUGAUAGCAGAAAUCAUUCUAGUAGACGACUUCAGUGACAGAGAACACUUGAAGGAGAAGUUAGAGGAGUACAUGGCCCGGUUUUCCAAAGUGAGGAUCGUUCGCACCAAGAAAAGGGAAGGGCUCAUCCGGACCCGCCUCCUGGGGGCGUCCAUGGCCAGAGGAGAAGUCCUGACCUUCCUGGACUCCCACUGCGAGGUCAACGUGAACUGGCUGCCCCCGCUCCUGAACCAAAUUGCACUAAACCACAAAACCAUCGUGUGCCCCAUGAUCGAUGUCAUUGACCACAAUCACUUUGGGUAUGAGGCACAAGCUGGGGAUGCCAUGCGAGGCGCCUUCGACUGGGAAAUGUACUACAAAAGAAUCCCCAUCCCUCCAGAGCUCCAGAGGGCAGAUCCCAGCGACCCUUUUGAGUCUCCUGUGAUGGCUGGAGGUCUCUUUGCUGUCAAUCGCAAAUGGUUUUGGGAGUUAGGUGGCUAUGAUCCAGGUUUAGAAAUCUGGGGAGGAGAACAGUAUGAAAUCUCUUUUAAGGUUUGGAUGUGUGGAGGAGAAAUGUUCGAUGUUCCAUGUUCUAGAGUUGGUCAUAUCUACAGGAAGUACGUCCCUUAUAAAGUUCCAUCUGGGACCAGCCUGGCAAGAAACCUGAAGCGGGUGGCCGAGACCUGGAUGGACGAAUUUGCCGAGUACAUUUACCAGCGCCGCCCGGAGUACAGGCACCUCUCCACGGGGGACAUCUCCGCCCAGAAGGAGCUGCGCAAACAGCUCAAGUGCAAGGACUUCAAGUGGUUCAUGGCGGCUGUGGCCUGGGAUGUGCCCAAGUACUACCCUCCCGUGGAGCCCCCACCUGCUGCCUGGGGAGAGAUUCGAAACGUGGCAGCCAAUCUCUGUGUGGACAGCAAGCAUGGAGCCACGGGAACCGAGCUCAGGCUGGACAUCUGUGUCAAAGAUGGCUCGGAAAGGACAUGGUCUCAUGAGCAGCUCUUUACUUUUGGAUGGAGAGAAGACAUUCGACCUGGUGAGCCGCUGCACACCCGAAAGUUCUGCUUCGACGCGAUCUCGCACAGCAGCCCGGUCACUCUCUAUGACUGUCACGGCAUGAAGGGGAACCAGCUCUGGGGCUACCGGAAGGUAAGAGUCAGCUCACAGCAGGCAUUCCCAAACUGCCGGGCUAAAGGUCUUCUCACUCAGUGUUUUCUUUUAAAACACACGGAUGGAAACUGCUACCCGGACAUGUGUACACGUAUUUGGCCCACAUGCUUGGAGACCACCAGCAGAGAUGAGGGGAAAGAUAGAGUGUUUGGGGAGCGGCCUGCUUUUGGCUUUGUUUGUGAUGCCAAACAGUUAUGA